CCAGUUUUCGCCUCCUUUCGGAACCGAGAAUCAGUACUUGGGCCUGGAAGGUCCAGCUCCUGUGGAGGAAGAGUCGGGGCACCCAGCUCCAUCUCUGGCGGAAGAAGAGGCGGAGGAUUCGGGCAGCCGCGGCUUGAAAGCAGCGAAAUCAGCUGCGCGGCGGCUUCUGGAAGACUUAGUCCGGGAGCAAGAGAGGCAAGACAUGCUGGCGCCACCGCCGGCACCACACAUGCCAUACAGCGCUCUGGAAGGCGUGCGGAUGGGCUUCUUGAAUCCGGAGCCGUCGGGUCCUCCAAUGAUACCGCCGGCACCGCCUCCCGUGCAUCGAGAUCGAUUUCAACCAUACCCGCCUAUGUGGAUUAUGCCGUUCCCGGCUCCUGUGGCGCACCCGGCUCCGAUGGUAUUUCCGCCUCCUGUGGCACGCCCGACACAGAUGAUGCCAAAGCCGGCUCCCACGAUGGCCAGAUGGAUCGCUCGGGACACACCGGUUCCCACAGAGGCGCCGAAGCCAGUUCCCACAGGGGCACCGAAGGCGGUUUCCACAGGGGUGCCAGCAGCAGUGGUUCCUACGACGGCACCGCCGCCCUCUCCGACCACGGCGCCGCUGCCUUCCCCAAAGACGGCGCCACCGUCUGUUACAGCCACGGUGCCAAAGCCCUCGACGUCGAUGACUCCAGCGGCACCGCACGAG
This is a messenger RNA of Symbiodinium necroappetens, 691 nucleotides long. The record is from the annotation of a GenBank genome assembly. Lineage: Eukaryota; Dinophyceae; Suessiales; Symbiodiniaceae.